AAAAUUUUUGAAUGCUUGUUUACCUUUCUGGUUAGUGGUUUCACGUUUGAUUUCUUGCAUUUGACUGCCUUUUUGAAGUUAUUAAAAUUGAAUGUAUUCCUAUUAAUAUUUUAUUUAGUACAGUUCCAUAUUUAAAAGUUAAUAAACUCAGUAUGGCACGAUUAUUCGACCAGUUUAUGAACCGAUAGCAAGACUUUGCAGUGGACAACACUCACAACAGUCACUGAUCCGGUUGAGUGUUUUAUUUUGUCCAUGUGUCCAUGUCAUUUUAGUUUCUUUUUGACGAUACACAGCAGUUACCGAUAGAGUAUUUGUGAAACAGUUCUUACUUUGCUCAGUAACUCCCGGGUUUGUUGGUUGCUAAAAUUCGUAAAUUCUUGAAAUGGGAACAAAUCGCACGGUCACAUCUCCGCCGCGAUCAUAUGCGGACAUGGCAAAACAGCUGGACUGCUACGACACCCUGAAACAUCUGUCCAACGAGGAACUGCGUCAGCUUGUGGACAACGAGGAACGUGUGCAUUCCCUCGUGCUGGACUGUCCGGAUUUGAUAUGAGUAUCCGACCAAAAGCAGGAGAUGAUAGCGGAAAACCUGAGUAUGGCGGAGUAUAAUCUCGCACGCGAAAGGGAAUUGCAGGAGGCACGUGAACGCCUAAUCGCAUCUUGUUCUCGUAUAACACUUAUUUUAUUUCAACGUGCCACAAUACUCGUGCUGAAUCGUACCGUUAGUGCAUUUUGGUUCAAGUUUUCGACAAAAUUGUUUUUGAAACUACUUCACCUUUUCCCACGACUCUCACGAGUAAUUCUACUAUUUUCUCAACAGAGAAUAGCUCAAGAAUUUGUGGAUGGAGAGAAAACCAUUGACGCAUUUCUGUUGGAAUACAUCCCGAAACGAACGGAAGUCCAUGUACGAACGAUAAAAGUCGAAAAGUUUGACCGGUAUCUCCGCGGUGGAUCUGCAAGCAGUCAACAGACGUUUUAUUAAUGACAGUUAUAAAUUCAAUUGAUUCUGAUGACUUCUUUUUGCGUUUUCUGUGUCGACAUGUUGGUCACAAGUUUACAAACAUGGCAUAAGCAGUUCCAUGAUUUCUCCAUUUUUGAUGUGUUUUACUUUUCACAAUCUUUUUUUAUGCAAUAGUUUCGAUUUUUUUUGUUUUGAGUAGAAGUAUCAUUUAUGACAUGCAUUAUGCGGGCAUCAUGAGUUGAUUAUUAUUUCGUCAAAUUCCCCGGAUAAAGGUCAGUAUUAUGAA
This is a messenger RNA of Paramacrobiotus metropolitanus, 1247 nucleotides long. RefSeq lists its product as uncharacterized. The transcript has 2 exons. Lineage: Eukaryota; Metazoa; Tardigrada; Eutardigrada; Parachela; Macrobiotidae. The record is from RefSeq and is a predicted model, not a curated record. The coding region runs from base 575 to 982 and encodes 135 amino acids.